CUUCGUUAUCGAUGGUGAGGUUUUGUUCGGUGCCACAAUGCCGCACAUACUGCACAGAGCCAGGGAUAAGCUUCCAUUUUUAUCCCACCGACGCGGAACGUCGCCGACUGUGGCUCGUUAGGCUUCGUAACGGCAAGACGCCUUCCAAGUACGCGAUGGUGUGCAGCAAACACUUCGACGACGGUGCAUUCAAGCAUUCGCAGACGAGAAAGAAUGGGUUUUCGCGGAAGAGAUUGAGGCCUGACGCACUUCCGACACUGAACUUGCCAAAGCGCAAAUUUGACAGACAUAAGCUACCUCGCAAGCCACCGGCAAAAAGGAUCCCUGUUUCCAGGCAAUCACAGGGGCCCAUAAAUAUAACAAGCGAUGUUGCUGGUCACGCCUGUAUUCAGGAAGAUUGUCCUGCUGUGGAGACCACAGAUGAAGAUCACACCUGUGUUCAAGAAGAUUGGCCUGCUGUGGAGACCACAGAUGAAGUGCCACAAGAUGACCUCCUUGAACAGUUCGCCGCAAUCGUGUGUACACAUGCUGGCACACUACGGGAUGCCUGCGUGCAGGCGAAUCCUCUCCAAGUCAUCGGCCGUCCCAAGCCUCUCCUUUCAUGUGCUGCUGUUCAGACAGAUCACACUGUGAAAGUGCUUACAGGAUUGCCAUGUUUGCAGCUGCUGAAGAACAUUAUUGAAGAGUUCACUGCCUUGCGCAUUGAAUCCAUCCCAAGAGGUUUUGCAUUGAGUGAUGAAGACACUGUGCUAAUGGUUUUUGUGAAGCUUUACCACAAUGUAAGCUUGAGCUUUUUAUCGGUUCUCUUUUCUGUUCACCGUACAACUGUUUCAAAUAUUUUGAAAAAUGCGAUAUGUAUUCUUGCAAGCAUACUUGGAGAGGCAGUGUUUUUCCCAAGCAAAGAAUCUGUCCAGGAAAACCUAACCAUUUACUUCAAAAACUACAAGGAAACUCGCAUUGUGCUAGAUUGCACAGAGGUUCCACUUGAAAGGCCACGUGACUUAACAUCACGGCUACUUACCUACAGCCAGUACAAACGCCAGUACACAAUCAAAGUAUUGAUUGGCGUCGCUCCAAGUGGCAUGAUAACUUUAGUAGGAAAAUCAUUUGGAGGUCGUGCAUCAGACACGCAACUAACUGCUCAUUCAAAUGUCCUUAACAUGUGCACGGCCUAUGUAGACAGAGUGAUGGUAGACAAAGGCUUUCUAAUAGAGAAUCUCUGUGACGAAGCUAGGGUCAACAUGGAUAGGCCUCCAUUUUUAAAGAAACGGCAACAGCUUGAAGAACACGAAGCACACAAAAAUCAGGCUAUUGCGCGAGCAAGGGUACAUGUAGAAAGAGCCAUUCAACGUGUAAAAGCCUUCAAAAUUCUGCAGCAAAGGUACCCGAUCCAGCUCUUGCCAGUCUUUGACAAAGUUAUCGUGUUGCUUGCUGGUAUAGUAAAUUUGUCGAAGCCAAUUUUGGGCGAGGACAAAUUUCUACCAAAUUGCUAAGCCGUAAACAGAGUCUACAGACACAAAUGUGGCUUAUCUUUGUCAUCUUGUAGCCAUAAUUUUGUAAACGCACAUUUCUUUAAAGAUUUGUCUGCGUAUGCUCCUUGCCUUUUUUUUAUGUGUUCACUUACAACUAAGCACUUUCUAAUGUUUGAUCUUAAUGGCGACUUUUUUCAUGCUCAUAUUAGGGGUCUGCGAAUGUUCGAGUUUCGAAUUCGAAUCGAAUAAUGCCUUGUCGAAUAUUUCAAUUCGGCUUUCGAACAGCUAGUAUUUGAAGUUUUGAAUAAUUUGACAGAACGAAUACCUGAAACGUGACAAAGGCCAAUCGUGACGUUUUGUUAGGGUGGGGUAGCUAAAACUAACGCUAACAUCGUUAAACUUCAUCAAACUUGCACUAAUAUGUUGGUUAAAAAGCAAGCGCAUGUUUAUUUUUGAAAAAUAUGUCAUUUCCAAA
Molecule: messenger RNA, 1947 nt
Organism: Rhipicephalus sanguineus (brown dog tick)
Lineage: Eukaryota; Metazoa; Arthropoda; Arachnida; Ixodida; Ixodidae
Exons: 6
Coding region: 12-1493 (493 amino acids)
Source: RefSeq, a predicted model, not a curated record